Messenger RNA from Vollenhovia emeryi, 3131 nucleotides. Its product is annotated as probable aconitate hydratase, mitochondrial. Lineage: Eukaryota; Metazoa; Arthropoda; Insecta; Hymenoptera; Formicidae. Gene Ontology annotation, molecular function: 4 iron, 4 sulfur cluster binding; aconitate hydratase activity. The coding region runs from base 146 to 2512 and encodes 788 amino acids. The transcript is spliced from 9 exons. Gene Ontology annotation, biological process: tricarboxylic acid cycle. The record is from RefSeq and is a predicted model, not a curated record. Gene Ontology annotation, cellular component: cytosol; mitochondrion.
ACCGAGGAGCACGAAGAACACCGCGGUCUUAGUUUCUCUGUAGUGGCCGGUUCGAGAAGAGCUGCCACGAGGGAAGACCAUCGGCGCCUUCGCACACGCGUCUGCGGCAUUCGAAUUAACAGCUGACGCGCAAAUACGACUCGCCAUGUCGUACUGCGCGCGAGUUCUUCGUGCACAGAGACUGUCCGCGUUGGCGGCGGAUGUGCAGCAGCGAUGCUUCAGCGCGAGUCCGUUGAGCUUCGCCGCUGCGAAGGUGGCGAUGUCGAAGUUCGACUCCACCAGCUACCUGCCCUAUGACAAGCUGGAGGAAAAUCUUAAAAUAGUUAAGAAGAGAUUGAACCGGCCGCUGACUCUGUCCGAGAAAGUUCUGUAUUCCCAUCUCGAUGAGCCCGACAAGCAAGAUAUCGUUCGCGGCACCAGCUACCUCCGGUUGCGACCGGAUCGCGUCGCCAUGCAGGACGCGACUGCUCAGAUGGCGAUGUUGCAGUUUAUCAGCUCCGGUCUACCGAAAGUCGCGGUACCCUCCACCAUCCACUGCGAUCACCUGAUCGAGGCUCAGAUCGGCGGGGUGGAAGAUCUGCAACGCGCCAAAGACAUCAACAAGGAAGUCUACAACUUCCUGAAGACCGCGGGCGCUAAAUACGGCGUUGGCUUCUGGAACCCUGGCUCCGGCAUCAUCCAUCAGAUCAUCCUUGAGAAUUACGCCUUCCCCGGUCUACUGAUGAUCGGCACCGAUUCGCACACACCGAACGGGGGCGGUCUAGGGUGUCUGUGCAUCGGCGUCGGCGGCGCCGACGCUGUUGACGUCAUGGCGAACAUCCCGUGGGAGCUCAAAUGCCCCAAGGUCAUCGGCGUGAAGCUCACGGGCGAGCUCAAGGGUUGGACCAGUCCCAAGGACAUCAUCCUGAAAGUGGCCGGUAUCCUCACCGUCAAGGGCGGCACCGGCGCCAUCGUCGAGUACUUCGGACCGGGUGUCGACAGCAUCAGCUGCACCGGAAUGGCCACCAUUUGCAACAUGGGCGCCGAAAUUGGCGCGACCACCUCGCUCUUCCCGUACAACUACAGGAUGCAGGAUUAUCUGAAGGCGACCGGGCGCUCGGAGAUUGCUGGAGCCGCCGAUCAACAUAAGAGCCUGCUGACCGCCGACUCUAACGCCAAAUACGAUCAGAUCAUCGAGUUAGAACUGUCGACUCUCGAGCCGCACGUGAACGGCCCUUUCACGCCGGACUUGGCCCACCCGAUCUCCAAAUUGGGCGAAACCGCCAAGAAGAACAACUGGCCGAACGAGAUCAAGGUCGGCCUGAUCGGUUCUUGCACCAAUAGUUCCUACGAGGACAUGGGUCGAUGCGCAAACAUCGCCAAGCAGGCUCUGAAGCACGGCUUGACAGCGAAAUCCGCGUUUAACGUUACGCCUGGAUCCGAGCAAAUUCGCGCGACAAUCGAGCGCGACGGAAUCGCAGAGACACUUCGCCAGUUCGGCGGUACAGUGUUAGCCAACGCCUGCGGGCCCUGCAUCGGUCAAUGGGAUCGCCAAGACAUCAAGAAGGGUGACAAAAACACGAUCGUCACGUCGUACAAUCGAAAUUUCACGGGCCGCAAUGAUGCCAAUCCAGCGACACAUGCGUUCGUCACGAGUCCCGAGCUCGUUACUGCUCUGUCCAUCGCCGGUAGACUCGACUUCAAUCCGGUGAAAGACAGAUUGAAGGGCAAAGACGGAAAGGAAUUCCUCCUGGACAGUCCGUAUGGUGACGAAUUACCUAGUCGCGGUUUUGAUCCCGGUAUGGAGACUUACGAUUCGCCACCAUCGGACGGUGGCAAAGUUAAGGUCGACGUGGAUUCGAAGAGUCAAAGAUUACAGUUGCUGGAGCCCUUCGACAAGUGGGACGGUAAGGAUCUGGAGGACCUAACCAUCCUGAUUAAAGUGAAAGGCAAGUGCACCACAGAUCACAUCUCUGCGGCCGGCCCGUGGCUCAAGUAUCGUGGGCAUCUCGAUAAUAUUUCCAACAACAUGUUCAUUGGCGCUGUGAAUUUUGAAAAUGGCGAGAUGAACAAGAUCAAGAACCUACUGACGAAUGAUUGGGGUGCCGUCCCUGACGUUGCUCGCGAUUACAAGAAGAAGGGCGUAAGAUGGGUUGCGGUUGGAGAUGAGAAUUACGGCGAAGGUUCCUCCAGGGAGCACGCUGCCUUGGAGCCGCGUCAUCUUGGCGGCCGCGCUAUCAUCGUCAAGAGUUUCGCUCGCAUACACGAGACGAAUUUGAAGAAGCAGGGUCUCUUGCCGUUGACCUUCUCCAAUGCCGCUGAUUACGACAAAAUUCAACCUACCGACAAGAUCAGCCUCCUCGGAUUGAAGGAUCUGGCACCUGGCAAGCCGGUCAAAGCGCAAAUCAAGCACAAGGACGGCAAGGUGGACAACAUCAGUCUGAACCACACGAUGAACGAGCAGCAGAUCGGUUGGUUCAAAGCCGGUUCCGCCUUGAAUCGUAUGAAGGAAAUAUCGAGUGGCGGACGAUAAACUAGCUGCCGAUUGGAUAUCCAUUCGAGGGGUCAGCAAUUGUCAUAUAGCGCGUAACGCACUUAUGGAAAGGCGGAAAAGAAAGAACCGGAUGCAGCGAAGCCAAUCGAGGCAAUAUCAUCGUAUCUCUCUCUCUCUGUCCUCUUGGAUAAGCGAAUGAUAUGAUGCGGUGUCGAACCAUUGUAGUCCGAACAACGCAAACGUCUAAAAUAUAUCGCAACAGUACCUAAGAUAUACUUCUAAAGAAACAGAGAGAUAUACCUUCAUAGGUAUAUUUUAGAUGUGUGGUGUCGUUAGAGCUUUGUUCAUCGUUGCCUUUUCCCUUCACUUUUACUCGACAAUACUAACCGUUUACAUGGGGUUCGUUUGCGGAGAGGACGUGCGCUCGCAAGUUUGUAAACUCUGACGGACAGAGCCUUGUUCCGUAUCAAUGCGUAGACACGGUCGCGCAUCAGCCAAUGCGCUCGUUUCGGAAUCGUGAACAGCUCGGGGGCGUUGCUACAUGUACAUACAUACACUCAUCGCCAUCAAGGAAACGCCAUUGUCAUUUCCUAGUUGUUAAAUGAUUUUAGAAGAAUGUACUGUUUCGACGGAAGCUAAAUAAACUGUUAGCUAACGA